AUGUCAUUAGAUAUCAUUGAAAAGCUGUUGUCGGACCUUCAGAUUGAUGAAACCGCUCCCAAAAUUUUGCACCAAAAAGAAUUAGCGGCGGAAAGAUUGAGAAAGGCCAGAACAAAGCGUGAUGAAGAGAUCAAAGCAUUGAAAGAAGAGCAAGCUUUAAACACCAGAAAAGGAGAAUUGAUUCAGCUACAUUCCUUACUUGUUGAUGAAUGCAGACAAUACGUACAGGGUUUUUUGGAUCAACUGAUGGACUGGACAAAUAUCGAAUUGGCUAUAAGAAUGGAUAAAAAGAGAAAAAGUAGAGUUGCAAUGGUGGUUGACUUGCCUCUACAUCUAAAAGAGAAUAAAAUUCAGCUUCUUUUGGAAGAUCCUGAUGAGGAUGAAAAAGAAGAUAAAGGCAAGGACGAACAACUGUCUGAUGAAAGCUCUGAUUCGGAUCCGGAUUCUGAUUCUGAUACUGAUUCAGAUUCUGAUUCAGAUUCAGAUUCAGAUUCAGAUUCUAACUCCGAUUCCGACUCUGAUUCUAAUUCUAAUUCUGACCUGAAGAAUAAAGUGAUUGGAAAAAGGCAUCGACUGAAUAAACAGGACAACCUGGGAAAACUGGGGUCUGGGCGAAAGGGGGUACCAGUAAAGAUUGACCUUACUCAGAGUUCAUUUGCAAAUGCUAGAAUUUACUUUGAUUCCAAAAAGGCUGCUGAACAACUCCAACUGAAAGUCGAAAAAGGUGCUGAAAUUGCAUACAGGAAUGCGGAAAAGAAGAUCAGUCAGGAUUUUGUAAGGAAUGUUAAGAAGGAACUUGGAUCUACCGAUUCAAGCGCACUGAGGUCUAAAUUAUGGUUCGAAAAAUUCUAUUGGUUUGUUUCAAGUGAAGGCUACCUAUGUUUAGCUGGUAGGGACAAAACUCAAGUUGAUAUGAUCUACUUCAAGUACGUUGGUGAUGAUGAUUACCUCGUCAGCUCAGAAAUUGAAGGAUCACUCAAAGUAUUUAUCAAAAAUCCGAUUAAAGACGAGGCGAUUCCACCAUCAACUAUUCUACAAGCAGGGAUAUUUGCAAUGUCUGCCUCGCAUGCCUGGAGUGGGAAAGUUAAUACUGCUGCUUGGGUGAUGCAAGCCAGUGAUGUAUCAAAAUAUGAUUCUGCAGCUGGUAAUUUACUUCCACCUGGUGAGUUUGAGUACUUUGCGAAAAAGGAUUUAUUACCACCAGCCCAAUUGGUUAUGGGAUUUGGUUUUUAUUGUGAUGUCGACGAAGAAUCUGCAAAAAAACACGCUGCUAUUCGGGUAGAGAGGGAGCAAGAACAUGGGCUUGUCAUGUCGCUUUCAAAUAAGAAAAAAGCUUUGGAAAAGUUGAAAGUCACCAACGUUAAAGAAGGUUUGGCUUCUGGCUCGGAACAAGGAGAAACCGAACGAAACGAAAAACUUGAAAAUCACAAAAAUACUGAAAAUAAUGAAAGUAACGGAAAUGCUAAAAAUCAUGACAAAUCCUUUGGGAAGGAUUCUAAAUCCUCACCAAUGGUGUCGCGUGGAAAACAAAACAAAUUAAAGAAAGCUGCCGCUAAAUAUGCAGAUCAAGAUGAAGAGGAAAAGGCAUUAAGAAUGAAAGUAUUGGGUCUGAAUAAGAGCCUGAAAAGAAAAGAUUCUAAGGAAAAGUCGCUGUCUCUGCCCUCGCCUCAACCUGUAUCACGCUUGUCUGAUCAGGAUGAGUUGGAGAGGAAGCGUAAAUUACAUCAACAGGAUGUUGAAACCUACCUCGUCGAUCCUCAACCAAAGAUUGAUCUAGCAGAUUACUUCAAUGCCAUGGAUCAACUCACUCCUAAACCGUUGAGUAGUGAUACGAUUUUCGACAUGGUUCCUGUGUUUGCUCCGUGGUCCGCACUUCAAAAGUUCAAGUAUAAGGUCAAGAUUCAACCUGGAUUGGCAAAGAAGGGAAAAUGCAUAAACGAGACGGUUAAUUAUUUUACUUCGCGUAAAAUGGAUGCAAACAGGAGAGACCCGGAUUUGGAUUGGCCAGAAGAAAGAGACCUUAUUAACAAAUUGAGACCCAACGAUCUCCAAGGAGUGUUUACUGUUAACAAGAUGAGGUUGAUCUUGCCGCAAAACAAAAAGUAG
Lodderomyces elongisporus is the source of this 2106-nucleotide messenger RNA. RefSeq lists its product as uncharacterized. Gene Ontology annotation, cellular component: RQC complex. The record is from RefSeq and is a predicted model, not a curated record. Gene Ontology annotation, molecular function: tRNA binding; ribosomal large subunit binding. The transcript has a single exon. Gene Ontology annotation, biological process: ribosome-associated ubiquitin-dependent protein catabolic process; rescue of stalled cytosolic ribosome. The coding region runs from base 1 to 2106 and encodes 701 amino acids. NCBI's taxonomy places the organism in Eukaryota, Fungi, Ascomycota, Pichiomycetes, Serinales, Debaryomycetaceae.